Anopheles bellator is the source of this 733-nucleotide messenger RNA. RefSeq names its product selenoprotein H-like. The transcript has 2 exons. Gene Ontology annotation, cellular component: Golgi apparatus. Lineage: Eukaryota; Metazoa; Arthropoda; Insecta; Diptera; Culicidae. The record is from RefSeq and is a predicted model, not a curated record.
GUUGGAGCCAAAUUCUGCCGUCCUUGGCGUGAGUAAAAGAAGUGCGUAAAAGAAGUGUGUUCUUAGAAAAACUGGAAGGCGGCUUGCGAUGGCUCGCAAAAAACGUAAGAUUGGAAGUUCAAGCACAGAGACUGUGACCAAAAAGGCGAAAACAGGCGAAUCAAAAAGAGAAACAACGCCGCCUGCAGCCAGCGAUGGAGGUGACGCCGAUGGGCCCUACAUUUUCAUUGAACAUUGCAAAUCAUGAUCCGUGUUCAAGCGCAAGGCUGCAGAGGUCCACGCGGAACUUUGUGCGCUUGCGCCCGAACACAACUUCCAGCUGGUGUUGAACGAUAGUGGUACACCACGCCGCGGAGCUUUCGAGAUUGCUGUUGCCAAGACAAAUAAGGGAGAAAAGGUGUCGGUGUGGUCCGGCCUACCAAAGGGACCGCCAAGGAAAAAUAAGUUUCCAGACGUUAAAGCGCUGCUUGAAGAUGUCUUAAAGGCACUAAAGUAGUUGCGCAUCGCUAGUGCCAUUCUCGCUACGCCUCUAUGUUGGUGGUGCGGUGUGCUUCAAAGUGUAACCACCCUCCAUGUUAUGCCGUAUGGUGAUUUCGUAGAAAACCGCAAAACGGUCUGCGUCAUCGGAAGUUUCGCUAACACUAGGAUGGUCUCGGUUUGAGGCGAAACGCAUUUCAUCAAUAUGUAAAGAAACAAAUUGCGGGAGAAAUAUAAUCUACAAGCUAACGGCUAA